This is a messenger RNA of Macadamia integrifolia, 994 nucleotides long. RefSeq names its product phosphatidylinositol-glycan biosynthesis class F protein. The transcript has 8 exons. Gene Ontology annotation, cellular component: endoplasmic reticulum membrane. NCBI's taxonomy places the organism in Eukaryota, Viridiplantae, Streptophyta, Magnoliopsida, Proteales, Proteaceae. The record is from RefSeq and is a predicted model, not a curated record. The coding region runs from base 109 to 801 and encodes 230 amino acids. Gene Ontology annotation, biological process: GPI anchor biosynthetic process.
GAUUGCUGAGGGCCAGCGACAAGAGGAGGGCCGAAACAUAUUCACACAAACACGCCUCUCUCCCUCUCUCUCUCUCUCUCUCUCUCUCUCCCUCUCUCUCUGUCGGUAAUGUCUCCUGCAACGACUGGUAAAGCUGAAACAGCCCGAAAUGGAGAGGUACUGGUGGCGUUUAAGAAUGCCUUUCUGUUACACUUGGUCUGUGGAUUAGGGUUAGCAGUGGCGUUUUGGUUUGCCCACAUUGUCUAUGCUGUCAAUCUCAUUUCUGAUCCCGCUCAGACGCUAUAUCUGAUCUGGGUUAUUGAGUGUCCACUUGUUAUCAUACUCUACAGUCUCCUUCGAUGGAAUCCCGAGCAAUGCUCAUUCCUCAAGGCGGUUGUGCGAGGUUUGCUGGGGCUUCCUGCUGGGGCUCUUCUGAAUACAAUUGGAGCUAUUGUUUUGGGUGCACCUGUUGGAAGUCAGUACAUGAAGAGUACCAUUAAUUGGUCCCUUUUAAUGUCCUUGUUCACCUUUGUCCCUGCGGCUUCUGUUUUUGGUUCAUCAUGGAAGGAUUGGCAACGGUUAUUUGCGUACACCAAGCCAACUAGAGUUCUUGAUUAUAUGAUCUGUAUACCCGCACAUGGAGCUGCUAUUGGAGCUUGGUUUGGGGCUUGGCCUAUGCCUCUUGAUUGGGAAAGACCAUGGCAGGAAUGGCCAAUCUGUGUCACCUAUGGAGCAGUGGCUGGUUAUUUGGUUGGAAUGGUGGUGUCUCUGGGUUUCACAUUAAUUUAUGGUGACAGACAGCAGCAUGUCAAAGGAGACUAACUUAUAGAAUGUCUGAACAUGCCUUUUUUUUUUUUCUAAUCACCAGAGGCAAACUUAUAGGAUAAAUCUCUUGACACAUUUUUUUGCGUAUUUUUUUAACUUUUUGGAUGACAGUGUUCUAUAGUAAACAUUUUUAUUGACAAUGUAAGAGCUUAAGCAAUGGGAAAAUGAUGCAAACCAAGAUCGUUUCUUA